AUGGAGCCAGGAGACGUGGCCAUCACGUUCCUGUCAACCGGCAAAGUGAGGAUCAAGACGUCUAUGAAAAGCCAACCCAUCGACAACAAAAAUGCGAUCCUCCGGAGAAUGAGGUCAUUUUUAGAUCGGUCAUGGUCAGAUGAGCUACCCGUUGGUGUCUUUUUGAUCUCUCACCCGGACGGGCCGAUCCUUUUCGAUACUGGAGAGUCACCCCUGUGUAACGAUCCCGGCUACCAUAGCAUGUUGAGUCCCGGGAGAUUCUUUGCUCAAAUGAUCAUCGGUAAAGAAGAGGGGGUUGUAUCACUGCUCAAGGCAAGAGGAAUUGACCCCAAGUCUCUCCAAGCCAUUGUCAUCAGUCAUCUCCAUGGAGACCACGCCGGAGGAUUACCCGCACUGCUUGAGGAGGCCCCAGACAUUCCCGUGUAUACAACUAAGGAACACUGGGACGCGUUUGGGAACUCUCCCAUGUGCAUGCGAUCAUCAAUGGAUCCGCGGAUUCUUGAGAAAACUGAGAAUGCCAUCGGCCCAUGGGGGUCGUACUACCCGAUUACAAAAGACGCCUCCAUUGUUGCGGUCGACACACCAGGUCAUGUCCCGGGACACAUUUCGCUCAUUGUCUGCGCAAAGAAUGAGAACCGGGAUCCCACCAACUUUUUCUUAGUCGGAGAUGCCACCUAUAGCAUCGAGGAUCUAGACAGUGAGCAGCCUGACGGCAUCAACGACGACCCAGAAACGGCCUUUCGAAGCCUGCAGCAAAUGAAGCAGUACGCGAGGCUCCAUGAUGUCGUCAUGUUGCCGAGUCAUGAUCCGAAUACACCAGAAAUGCUGAAUCAACGGACCCUCUAUCGGCCGACGGAUGGGAAUAAAGCAUCAUAA
This is a messenger RNA of Clonostachys solani, 876 nucleotides long. Lineage: Eukaryota; Fungi; Ascomycota; Sordariomycetes; Hypocreales; Bionectriaceae. The record is from the annotation of a GenBank genome assembly.